Oncorhynchus gorbuscha (pink salmon) is the source of this 900-nucleotide messenger RNA. RefSeq names its product zinc finger FYVE domain-containing protein 26-like. Gene Ontology annotation, biological process: double-strand break repair via homologous recombination; regulation of cytokinesis; mitotic cytokinesis. Gene Ontology annotation, molecular function: phosphatidylinositol-3-phosphate binding. Gene Ontology annotation, cellular component: lysosomal membrane; centrosome; midbody. Lineage: Eukaryota; Metazoa; Chordata; Actinopteri; Salmoniformes; Salmonidae. The coding region runs from base 397 to 900 and encodes 167 amino acids. The transcript is spliced from 3 exons. The record is from RefSeq and is a predicted model, not a curated record.
UCAGGAACACUGGUCAAUGCUGGGCAUCACUGAGCCCCAGUCCCAGUCCCCCAGCUCUGAAUCUGAAGCCUCUCCCGUGCUGGAGGACCUCCGAGCAACUACACCUCCCGUCCUCAUCUUGUCCUCUUCUCUUUCACCUCCACGACCAACUUCCUCUUCCUCUUCUUUUCUCCUCACACCAUCAGCCCUGUCUUUCCUCAAAUCCCGCUCCCCUCUCCUGGCCACCGUUGCCUGUCUAAGUGCCAGUCCACGAGGUGCAGCCCGAGUACAGCCGUCCGGUUGGCUGGUGUUCCGGGGCGGGGGGCGUAAAGAGUGUGUGCUGGACGGGGAGCAGAUCUCCAGGGAGGGGAAAGCCUGCUUAGAGAUUUCCCCAUCCUGAGGGCCUACCUGGGGGCCAUGGUUCAGCCCGUCCUGGGUACUCCGCUGGGGGCUGGGGAGGAUGGAGCCGGUGGCGGAGAUGCUGGAGGUCUUGGGGCAGCCUUAUGUGGUAAGCCCCUGGUGGUUUUACUCCUGUCGGGCCCUCAGGGGACACCUGCCCAGGCUGUGGCUAUGGAAGCCUUCCAGCAGGCCCUGGCCUCUCGGGACCUGGGCAGGGCUCUGAGCCUGCUGGAGCUGUAUGGACAGGGCUGCAGCCAGGAGAGGGUGCUCCGAGACAGACUACUAGCCUGGGCUGCUCUGGAGGAUGGCGAAGACAGCAUAGGCCAGUUGUUCAGAGUACAGGACCCAUGUCUGAGGGCCCGUGUGGCCUUACAGGCCCUGGAGCGCUGGCCCCUCGGGCCCUCUCUGGAGCUGAUGGAGUUUUGCCUCAACAACCCCCACGUGGAGGCCUCUCUCAGGGGAGAGCUGGAGCUCAGGAAGACGGAGCUGGACAUCUAUCAACGGGUAACCAGAGACAUUUAA